GUUUGUUGUUAGUACCUUGAAAAGCCCUGUGUUUGUUUUUAUUGAGAAAAAGCUAGAAAAAGCAUUAGUAACAGGGGUGGAUGCAGGUGAAUGUAGCCUUUGUAGAUAACAGAGCAACGGAUCUUAUUCUUCCAAGGAAUCCAAUCUCUGAGAUUCAACCAUAACAAAAAACAUCUUUUUUGAAACUUGGGUCUGCUAGAUUUUGCUUCACAGCUUAACUGAUUCUCGAAAAAGAGAAAAAAAAAAAAAGAAGAAAGUAAGCCCCUUUUUUUCUUUUUUAUCUUGUUGUUAUAGUUGAAGCAGCAAGAGCCAAUUUUAUCAGCUUCGUUUUGGGUGCAAUGGGGUUCCUUCAUUCAAUGGGUUUUGCAUUGCUGAGGUUGUUUUCAUAUUGGUAAAGCUUGGAUUUUUAUAUCAUUUUCAGAGAUGGGUUGUUGUUUUUAGGGUUGUUGCUGUUUGUGACGUCUAAGCAGUUUGUCUUAGGAAAUGGGAUUUUGUUCAUUUAUGGGUUUGGCUGUCUAUAGUUUGCGUCCCGUUGAAUAAAGUUUAUGUUUUUGACAGCUAUUCAGGCUGCUGUUGUUUGUGCCGUAGUGUUUGAUUGUCUCAAGAUUGUAGAUUUAGGAAGCUCAUUUUUGUUCGUUCCUUUAGUUUUAUGUUGGCUGGUUUAUUAUUUCAUUGUCUUCGUUAAGUUCCUGGAAUUGAUUGUUGAGUUGGAGGAGUUUCCAUCCUGGCUUGCACAUUGUUUUCUGUUAUAUGAAAAGUUCUUGUCAGGGAGACAAAUGAGAAAAUCUGUUUUCGUUAAAUUGGCGCUGUUUCAUAAUUCAAUAAGAUUUCUCAUUCUCUACUUGAUUAUUGUGCUGAAGUGUGAAAGGCCAAAGAUAUUUUCUUUUCAUACUUGGAUUCAUGGAAAUUGUUGCUUUGAGGUUUUGGGUGUUGAGAAUUGAAAUAAAGGUAAACUUUUGUGCUGUGGAACUUGGGUAGUCUCUGAAAUUUCUGUGGACGAGCAGAAAUGGAUUCAUGGCUUGUUGCAGCAGCAGCAGCUGCUGGAUAUUUUGCUAAAUAUUGGAAAAAUCUUUCGAAGGAUAGGAAUGGCUUUCCAGAGUUUUCUUCUGGGAAUUCAAGAAUUGGAAAGGCUGAUAGCGGGAAGGGUCCCUUCUGCAAAUUGUCUCCGAGAAGGAAACUCCAGGAAGAUGUUUCUCCAGAUGCAAGAGAGGUUUCAGAUAGGAAAGUUUCGGAUAUUUACCAUUUAAAUGUCACUUCAGCUGCAGAAGUGGAGUCGACGAUUGGAUUUUAUGGUGAAAAGGUGGGAAGCUUGGGAAAUCACACAGAUCAUAAUGUAAUUUGUCUAUCAAGUUUAGCACCUGGAUUCUUGACAAAUGAAAACCUGAGAGAAGAUAAAUGUGGAAAGGAGUCUGGUGCUGAUAGUGGUGGUAAUUCUGCUAAACCUUCUAUCACUAGAAUGGACUCUUUUAGUGAUUCUAUGAGGAAAAGAAGCUCUCUUAAAACUAAAAUUUCAUAUGGACGUUUGCUUAAACCUCUAACUUCCCUAGAUAGUUGUCUCAUGGCUCAGCUGUAUAUGCAACAUGUUAAAAUGGAGGAGUACGUACUUAGUUCCCUUCCAUCGCCAUCAACGCCAACUUUGAGACCAUUGCUCAUAACUGAUGGAAGCCGAAUAAUCAGCAGAGCAAGUCAUGAUUUUUCUAGUGGAUCAAAUGUAACCGGGGACAAUAAGCUGCAUAAUGAAGCCACUUUCAAAAAGAGUGGAUAUGUGCCCGGGAUUCCUCCAUUGCCGAAAAUCGAGUCUUUGGAUCUCCCCAAGAAGUUGAAAUUUAAGAGAGGAAGCGUGCGCAAUGGAAGACUGAGCAUUCCUUGCAAAAUUGAUACUGAAAAGCAGUUUCAUUCACAACAAGGUUCACAUCAUGGAGCGAUUCUAUUUUGUCUGGGGAUUUCUAUUGGUUUAAUAUCUUCUUACAUGGGAAAUAGAAGGGAAGUGGACAAAUUGAAAGGGUUGUUAAAGCAGACAGAGAACUUGGUUCAAGAUCUACAAGAAGAACUUGAGAUGAAAGAUUCAUUGACAGUGAAAGAGCUAGCUAAUGAGAAUUAUGAAUCACAGGAGACAUAUGACAAUUCAUUUCAUGACAGGGCAACAAAUUCAUGUUCCCUUGAACAGAAUAUAGAUAAUUCUACAAGAUAUGAUGGUAAAGAAUUAUAUUAUGAAAAGGUAAAGGAAAGCUCAGAGUCUAUGAGUAAAAUUGAAGCAGAGCUUGAAGCUGAACUUGAGAGGUUGGGACUAAACAUGAAUGUAUCUAAUAUGGAGAGAAGAUUAUCUGAUCUUGUUGAGCUCGACCCAGAUUUUGUGGCGGAUUUUGCUGAAGGUGAAUUGAGAUCUGACAAGGUCAAGGAUCAGGCUCCUGUCCAAUCUGUGCCAAAUGAAGAUAGAAGUGGCACCUCAACUACUCACUCUGGAAAUUAUGCAGUCUCACCUCGAGAGUUGAGCUUGCGUCUGCAUGAAGUUAUUCAAUCAAGGCUUGAAGAACGUGUACAGGAACUUGAGACAGCCCUCCAGAACAGCCAGAGGAAGGUGAAACUAAUGGAAUCAGAGCCUAAGAACUCUUGGAAGAUAUCUGGCAGUGAAUGGAAAAAUUCCUCCACCCCAGAGAGUCUAACUAACAAAGAGUUUGAUUGCGUGUCCAAGCCUCUAGUUAUGAAUUUAUCAGGGGAAGCUCUAGAUGCAUACAACGAGGCUUGUGAAGAGUUGUUGAAGGUAGAUGAGUCAGAAGAAGAGGAGGAUGCACCAUCGGAUCAUUAUCAAAAUAACUAUCAUGAGGAGCUGGAUAUGUUUGAUGGAAACAUGUCAUGGGAUGGUCAAAAUACCAGAAACGGUUCAUUGCCAAAUCCUACGCACAAUGCAAUGAAUAUAUUAGAGGAACCCUUUCGUGGUCAAGGAAGAAUAUUGGAAGAGCAAUCCUCAAGGGUACAGGAAUUACUGGACAUUGGUGUAAGUGAAGAUGAAUCUAGUGAUUGUGAUGAUGAGAUGGAGAAACAACUGAUACAGCAGAUUGUGGAGAAAACCAAGAAAGGAUCUCCUGUACUGCUAAACGCACAGAGGAUACUGUUUUCUAUGUAUGAAAUAUAACAUUGAGAUUAAAAUGAAAAAAAAUGGGGAAACUAAAAUUUUUGCAGUGUAUACAUAUAGAAGUACUUUGUAUUCUUAAGCACAGAAAUUCCCCAUUUACUUUUUUGAUUUGUCCAUACUUUCACAAAGAGAAUAUUACAUUAUUAACAACUUA
Molecule: messenger RNA, 3287 nt
Organism: Theobroma cacao (cacao)
Lineage: Eukaryota; Viridiplantae; Streptophyta; Magnoliopsida; Malvales; Malvaceae
Biological process (GO): asymmetric cell division
Source: RefSeq, a predicted model, not a curated record